CAAAAUGGCUUCCGUCCUGAAAUCUUCAUCUGUAUCGAAUACAGUUUCUUAGGCACGAGGGGGGAGGACUGACGACGAGACAAGAGUGUGGGAGAAGAGGGGGCGGCAAGGAAGAACUCAGGCCUUGCUUUUCACUUUUCUUUUAUGUUUUAAUGUUUAUGCCGGGUUGUUUAUCCAGCUGAAGUAGCGAAACGGGGGUAGCAGGAAACCCAGCAUUUUGUGGAUAUUUUUAAGGACGAAACGGUAGAAUUUCCGGCGAGCUACCGACUCGAGUAAACGCCUUGUAACGAGUUUAGCGAGCCCGACGGUUUUUUACGUUUUAAAAUAGCAUUUUUGUAUUUAUAAUACGCUUAUUUGUUUUAUUUUAUUUAGCUUUCGUAAUCAGGUCAGUAGGCAAAUUGCCAGCUCAGUUUCUCGAGGUUUGUUUAAUACCACAGUGCGACUCGACAUGACAUGAUGGGCUUCCACAGCUCCGCCACCGGCUGAGGCAACAAACCCUGCUCGCAUUUUCCGUGUUACCUGCGAAACACACCACCCGAUUCCGUGCAGUUUUUAUACUGAUAUUUUUUUUUUCAUAUUCGCUGAUUCCCUGCCGCCUGGAAUUUAGCUAAAUAGUAGCGUGACCGAUUCGUUGUAAACACCGCCGGCCCAAACUCAGUCCUCGGACUAAAGUUUCGCCGCCGGCCGCCCGAAGCAGCGCAGUGUCUCGCAGCCGUGCGACGUCAUGGGCGACAGCCGAGAUUCCCGCAGCCCCGACAGCUCCUCUGUGUCGUCUCCCCCCUCGGCCCAGCGUUCGCCUCCUCUGGCACCCUCAGCUGCUGCCAUGACCUCCCUGCCACCCAUGACGACAGCUGUCAACAGCCCCAUCAGCAGUAUGGGUUCCCCGUUCUCUGUCAUUAGCUCAUCGCUGGGAUCACCCUGUGUUCCGGGAACCCCCUCGGUGGGCUAUGGUCCCAUCAGCAGCCCGCAGAUCAGUGUGUUUUCCAGGAGUUCAGAGAUCAACUCAACGGUGUCCAUGUCAGGGCUGCAUGCAGUCAGCAGCUCGGAUGACGUGAAGCCACCUUUCGGCCUGAAGCCUAUGUCAACCCACAGCCCUGGACCCAUGGUGUCCCAGAAACGUCUUUGUGCCAUCUGCGGUGACCGUUCUUCUGGUAAGCAUUACGGUGUGUACAGCUGCGAGGGCUGCAAAGGCUUCUUCAAGCGCACGGUGCGCAAAGACCUGAGCUACACCUGCAGGGACAACAAAGACUGUCUGGUGGACAAGCGCCAGCGCAACCGCUGCCAAUACUGCCGCUACCAGAAGUGCCUGGCUAUGGGCAUGAAGAGAGAAGUGGUCCAAGAUGAACAACAGCGAUCGGUGCAAGAGGAGCGUCAGAGGAAUAAGGAUCGAGACGGGGAGGUGGAGUCGACCAGCGCUGUCAAUGAGGAGAUGCCUGUGGAGAAGAUCCUGGAGGCGGAGAUGGCUGUAGAACAGAAGACUGAGCUGCAUGCAGACGGCAGUUCCGGCGGGAGCUCGCCCAACGACCCGGUGACCAACAUCUGCCAGGCAGCAGACAAGCAGCUCUUCACCCUGGUGGAGUGGGCUAAGAGAAUCCCACAUUUCUCUGAGCUGCCCCUGGAUGACCAGGUCAUCCUGUUGCGUGCUGGCUGGAAUGAGCUCCUGAUUGCAUCUUUCUCACACCGCUCCAUCACAGUGAAAGAUGGCAUCUUGUUAGCCACAGGGCUUCAUGUUCAUCGCAACAGCGCACAUAGUGCUGGUGUGGGUGCCAUCUUUGACAGGGAGAGUGCGCACAAUGCAGAGGUGGGGGCCAUAUUUGACAGGGUGCUCACAGAACUGGUCAGCAAGAUGAGAGACAUGCAGAUGGAUAAGACAGAACUGGGCUGUCUCCGGGCAAUCAUCCUGUUCAAUCCAGAUGCUAAGGGCCUAUCAAACCCCAAUGAAGUGGAGCUGCUGAGAGAGAAGGUGUAUGCAUCUCUGGAAGCCUACUGCAAGCAGAGAUACCCUGACCAGCAGGGCAGGUUUGCAAAGCUUCUCCUACGACUACCAGCACUGCGCUCCAUUGGUUUGAAAUGCCUGGAACACCUGUUCUUCUUCAAGCUGAUUGGUGACACCCCCAUUGAUACGUUCCUCAUGGAAAUGCUGGAGGCACCCCAUCAAUUGACAUAGGAGGCAGUCUCCUUCUGAAAGCUCAGUCUUUGGGGGUAGGGAGGGUGACACCAUGUCUGCUGGUUUCCAGUUCCCUUUCAGCUUUCUGGCUCCUUGAGUAACAUGCAUAUACAAGAGAACCUGUGUGGUCAGAAAUGCUUUCCCCCCCUAUUUCUGCACACUAUAUGAAGACAAAUGCCACCUUGUGUCUUUCCGUUUUAAAGGUUUGUGUGUGUGUGUGUGUGUGUGUGUGUGUGUGUGUGUGUGUGUUUUAAAGUGGCUUUAAAUAUCUAGACUUAAACUGCCAGUUGGAAGGUCUCUUUUAUGCUGGGGGAUAUGUUGCCACCACUUAGUGAUGUGAACAUUGUUUCACAAAUAUUGAUACUGGACCACCCCCCUUCUCUUACCUGACUGAACGUAUUAUCCGUGUCCAUAUGUCAACAUACACCCUUGACGCUGUUGGGUGGAAAACGUUGAACAAAUGCUUUAAAAAAAAAAAAAAAAAAAAAAAAAAAAAUCUUAAUUCUAUGUUAGCCAGUUUUGCAUUUUUUUUUUUUAAGUUUAGGUGUGCUUCAUAGGUUGACUUGGGGAAUUAACACUGAAUCUUGUGUGAUGUAUUCAGUUGGUGCUUGAACUGAACUUGAAGUACUGUGCUCUUGAAUUGAAGUCUUGUUCGCCUGGCUAUGGCAGAUGCCCAGCUUCUUGCCCAAAUGCAGUUUUAUGGUAUAGAACUUAUUAUUUUUAAUCCUGAAGGCUUUUAAGUGUAACCCAUGGUACCCUGUAUGCUUUCUAUGUAUUUGUGGAAUGAGUAGUUUUGCUGAACAUUUCCUUUACUCCGGCUUCUCAGCUGUGGUUUGCCUGCUCUGAUAGAGCCCAGUCCCCCUGAUUUAGCUGUUGUUAUAAAUUGUUUUUGCUUUGCGCCAAGAACAGACCAAAGUGUUUUAUGAACAGGAAAUUGCACUAUUGCACAGAAAACACCACCCUUUCAAGCCCUCUGAUAUAAGACGGCGGCACGCCCAAUGUUUUUAAACCCCCAGUUGAAAGGAACUGCUUAGCCAGGAAGCCAUGUUGAACUCAGAGGAACCAGUAAAUCUCUUUGAGGACUCUGGGCUGAUGAUAUGGCUCAAGCUCACCAGCAGGACUCUGGAUUUGGAGCUGAAAACCAACAGACGUGGGUUACCCUCACAGCUGGCACUGGGACGUUCUGUUCUAUGCAUAUAGUGUAGAGGGUUUGGGAGGGAGCAGUUACACACAUGCAUGCACACACUGUAAACACAUAUGUGGGGGGGGGACUUGUGCACAUUACAACAUUAGUUAACCAUAAGGCAGGGGAACAGUGUACACUCAGGCUAAGUGAAAUAUAUAUAAAAUAUAUAUAUUUUGUAUUGCCGUGAGCUCAUUAACUUUGUCUUCAUGGUCCCUAGUGGUUUAAAUGGCUCAUCGGCCACAUGCACUAUUAUCCUGUGCAGCAGGGGGUGCAGUUGCAGUUGCAGCACUUCCCUGUUGUGUGUCACAGAUCAGCAUAAGCUCAGACCUGGUGAGCUGUUCCGGCCUUAGGCACGGCAUCUAUUUCUGUGUUGGUCAUAUGACCAGAGUUUUGUGUGUUCUUUUUUGGGUUUUGUUUUUUUUUGUACUUGGCAUCAUUCUUAAAAAUGCUGUUGUAAUAAAGCUGUAGGCCGGGCACAGUGGCAGGUUGAGGAAAGAAAUUACCUGAAAUCGGUUGUAUAGUUAGUGUGUUUUUUUUUUUUUUUAAAAAAGCUAUGGUAAAAUUUUAUUGCCUGGAAAUUGAAGUAAACCUUUUUAUUUCUGGAUAGGGCCAGGGAAUACAUAUUUAGAUUUCCAUGCCUUAAUAUUCAUAAAUUUAGUAUGGCAUGAAAACUAAGCUUGAUCUUUUUUUGGCUUUACACUGGUUUUCCACCAGUUAUCAAGGACACACUGUGAAAUGAAGUCCCAUAAACAGUUUAUUGGAAGCUUUUAAAACAACAAAUAUGAAUCUGGAAAUGCAGAACAAACUACCCCAAGCUGGGAUAUACAUACGUAUGUAUAGUAACAACCAAUCUAUAUUGUGUGUUAGGUAUACAUCGUUGGUGGAAGAGGGAAAUGUCAAGAAUGCUGCCUGAACAGCGGUCCAGUUUUUGUACUUAGGUGCUACAGUAACGCACAGUAUGCCUGAUGAAGUGCUGUGUAUUGCACACCCAUGUUCACACGCAUUUGUGCCCACACAAGCAAUGCUUGACGUGACGAUCGGUGAAGCCUCACGUUAAUGUGUGAUUUGUUCUCGCCAACUGCGUGACGUACACACUGAACCUCUGCAAACAUUAUGCAAGUACACAGAUGCCCUCAGAUCUGUGAUUUUUAUUUUACUCUAGUCGGUAUGUGAUUUUUAGCUCGACUCUUCCUUCCCCCAAACAACCUGUAAAUUAGCACGUCAGAUCUUUGCGUUCAAAUGUUAACACUCCAGUAUGUAACAUAUGCAUAGAAUUUUAUUAGGUACAGUGCAGUCCUAACAGGGUGUUUUGGAAGAUUGUACAUACCACAGAUUAGGUACCAAUGAUACAAGGAAGGUAAAAUCAAGCAGUGUAUUGUACUCUACUGCACAUGUAAUAUGUGUGUGAAUAUAUAUAUAU
Molecule: messenger RNA, 4773 nt
Organism: Scleropages formosus (Asian bonytongue)
Lineage: Eukaryota; Metazoa; Chordata; Actinopteri; Osteoglossiformes; Osteoglossidae
Gene: rxrba
Product: retinoid x receptor, beta a
Exons: 13
Coding region: 725-2167 (480 amino acids)
Biological process (GO): regulation of DNA-templated transcription
Cellular component (GO): nucleus
Molecular function (GO): sequence-specific DNA binding; zinc ion binding; nuclear steroid receptor activity
Source: RefSeq, a predicted model, not a curated record